This is a messenger RNA of Prosopis cineraria, 1969 nucleotides long. RefSeq names its product myb family transcription factor EFM-like. Bases 214 to 1602 code for a protein of 462 amino acids. The record is from RefSeq and is a predicted model, not a curated record. Lineage: Eukaryota; Viridiplantae; Streptophyta; Magnoliopsida; Fabales; Fabaceae. Gene Ontology annotation, biological process: regulation of DNA-templated transcription. Gene Ontology annotation, molecular function: DNA binding; DNA-binding transcription factor activity. The transcript is spliced from 4 exons.
AAACAUUAAUCUCCGCCCUCCCUCCUCUCUCUCUCUCUCUCUCUCUCUCUCUCUCUAGUCCCCACCAGAACUCAAACAAAGAAAGGAAGAAGCCAAAUACCCUCUUUUGCUCGUGUUUUUUCCUACAUACCAACCUGCGCCUAUUUUGGCAUGAACAUCUUCUUACACAGUGAUUGUUAGGAGUUAUAUAUUUACUUUUUGUACGUGAAAAAAAUGGGUUCUCCGUCUGAACUAAGCCUGGAUUGCAAACCGCACAGCUAUUCUUGGCUUCUGAAAUCGUUUGGAGAUCAGGCAGAUCAUACCUACAAGCUUGAAGAGUUCCUUUCUCGGCUCCAGGAAGAACGUCUCAAGAUUGAUGCCUUCAAGCGCGAGCUUCCUCUCUGCAUGCAGCUUCUUACUAACGCUAUGGAGGCCUCAAGGCAGCAACUUCAGGCCUUCAGAGCAAAUCAAGGCACGAGGCCAGUGCUAGAAGAAUUCAUACCCAUCAAGCAAUCAACCUCUGAAAGCUCUGAGAAAGCAUCCAACGUAUCAGACAAGGCAAAUUGGAUGACAUCUGCUCAAUUAUGGAGCCAAGCAAAUGAAGGGACCAAGCCGCAGUCCACAAUCACAUCCCCUAAAGAAGCUGAUAUUGGUUUCAGUGUGAGCCCUAAGCUGCCUCUUGACAACAAACAGAGGAAUGGGGGAGCCUUUCUGCCAUUCUCAAAAGAACGAAACUCAUGCCAAGGUGGCUCCACAUUACGGAUCAUCCCAGAGUUAGCCCUCUCCUCUGUUGAGAAAGAAAUGGAGGACAAGAAAUGCACAGAGCCAGAAAAUGCAGUGUCAUGCCCCAAGAGGGAAAAUUCCGGUAAAGCCGGCGGAGGCAACGGUACUGGAGUGGUCACUGAUCAAGGCAAAGGGGUUUCAGUUGCAUCUGAUCCGCAAACAACCAGCACCAUCAACACCACUAACCAAGCUCAGAGGAAGGCAAGAAGAUGCUGGUCACCCGACCUGCACCGCCGAUUCGUAAAUGCUCUUCAGAUGCUAGGCGGAUCUCAAGUGGCUACUCCAAAGCAGAUAAGGGAGCUGAUGAAGGUUGACGGUUUGACCAAUGAUGAAGUUAAAAGCCAUCUCCAGAAAUAUAGGCUUCACACACGACGUCCAAGUCCAAGCCCACAAGCAGCCGGGUCACCAGCACCUCAGCUCGUAGUCCUAGGAGGAAUCUGGGUCCCACCGGAGUACGCCGCCGCCGCCGCCCACACUGGCGCCCCGGCCAUCUAUAGCCCACACCCAACCUCCCACGCGCCUCCACCGCACUAUUGCACCGCAACACCAGUGCACCAAGAAUUCUACGCUGCAGCGGCGCCGCAGCCAGGUCCGCCGCACCACCACACGCUGCUCCACCACCACCACCUUCAGAUGUACAAAACGAAUUCGCACCAGGGCUCUCCGGAAUCAGAGAUGCGAGGAGGGGGAGAGAGGUCGGAGAGUAUAGAGGACGGGAAGUCGGAGAGCAGCAGCUGGAAGGGAGAGAGCGGGGAGAACGAAGGGGAGCGGAAAGGGCUUGCGGCACUGAGAGAAGAAGGAGAAGAGAGUCAUCGGAGCGAGACGACCCUGAAAUUCUAGGGUUCAUGAUAGAUUCAACAUUAGGGUUUUUUUCUAUGCACAUGCAUGAAUUGACGAUGAGUGGUCAAGUAUUAGUAUUAGUAUUAUUAUUAUUCAUUCAACAAGCGAAGAAAAGGAAGCACAUAUCAUGUGUGUCGCCACAACUUUAUUAUUAAUAGGCACCUAUAUAUGUAUAUGUAUGGAUAUGGAAGUGGAGAGGGUAAAAAGGGCAUAAAAGUGAGCGUUUGUUUUGUUCCGUUUUGUUUUCUAUGCAUUCAUAUAUGUGUUAUUUACUCCAAAAAAUUACUACGGGAUUCCAUCUACGUCUCUCUCUUUUUCUGUUUUUUUUUUUCCCAGAGAAAAGCAAUUGACAUUGUUCAAUUGUUAA